UUCGACACUGAUUGUUGACAAGGAUCCAAUCCCCCAACAACAAGAAGGACCAAAAACCAAACCGGUUGUUGAAAGAAGGUUUCCGAAACUAGCAUGGAGGCACAGAAGAAGAAGGAACCGCGGUCCGAGAUGCCCUACUCGUUCGAAGAGCGGCUCCUGGUCCGGUCCUCUCCGUCGGACGGGCAGGGAACACCGGCUUCGCCGUUGCCGGCAACCCAGACGCACAGCGUGCGACUGGAAUCGCUGGCGCAGUGGGAGGAGGGAUCGUGGAUCCAUCCCUUUUCCGACAUCGACAUGAACCUGUCGGCCUCGCCCGCUCCGACAACGAGCGACCUCCACGCCCACUACGGGGGCAAGAUCGCACGGGUUCACAUGAGCGUUUCGAGCCACGGGACGCGGGAGCUCUUUCCGGACACCCCGAACAGCCUCGACGGCGUGCCGGUACUGCCCCUCUGGAAGGACGACGCCAGCACUGACACCAACAACAACACCGACAGCAGCGAUCGGUAUUGUAGCGGACCACAGGGGUUCUACCUUUCGGUCCGAACCUUCGAUGGAUUGGAGCCCGAGGAAGAGGCAAACGCCGUCCAGGCCGUCUUUGAAGAAUUGAUACGCCGCAGGAUCCUGGUGAAUCCCGUAACGGACGGGGUGUGGGACGUUCUAGACACGGCGGAGCAGCCGGCACGACCCGCUUCCGUCGGCGCGAGCGCGGUUCCGUCCCUUUCCCCGCGGUUGUACCAGCUGGUGAUGCCCUUUGACGCGGCCGCGUGGAGCAGCGAUGCCCUGGCGCAGUCCUUCCGGAGGACGCUGCCGGGGGUUUGCAAAGGCAAGGCGGGCGGCGGCGGCGACGACGACCGGUUUUUCGGGUGGUCCGCCCAGGAGUGGUCCGAUUUUCUCGUCGGGUACCGAGGCGGGGGCGGUGCACUGGGAACGGGAAAGACGCCGUCGCAGCAGCAUCCGACGUUCAACAAAAUAAUGUGGUGGACCUGGACGGCUUCCACCAAGAACGGCAGCGAGAACAGCGACGGUGCUACCAACCUAGGCUUGUCCUUUGGAAUCCAAUACCAAACCAUGGUCCCGGCCGAGGACACGGAUUGGCUUCCCGACGCCUUUGCGAGCGAAGAAACGCCACGGUGUCCGAUCGGAACGCGGGCUUCCUUCGAGGUUCUCCCCACAGAAGAAAAGGCACACACCGGCGGUUACCGACUGGUGCCAAUGACAGCCAGCAGCGACUCGCAUUCCGAGGGGACAAGCGAAGAAACUCCACAGUUCGCGUACCAGGUAAACGUAGACCAGGUUCUCCGUAGGCACCACACCAACCGGGGACGAUUCGAGAGCUCGAUCGAGACAAAACCACUGGACGACGCCGUGUCGAGCGGUGGCAACCAUUGUCGAUUGACGUAUCGCCAGGUUCUCCCCGACUUUCUGGCUCCCAUGUGGCGGACCCUGAAGGUCGUCAGCGGCGAAAGCACCGGGGCAAACCAAUACAACGGCAACCAGCACACCGAUUCGGAUCGGUUGCACGCGUCCGUAGAAUGGAACCACGAGGACCAGAGCAGUGUCUUGUACGUGGAGGCAGCGUCCGGCACUCUCUCGGAUCCGUCGGCGCUGCCGCCAAACAUUUUCGUGUCACUGGAAUACGCCCCGUCGUUCCUGACCAUCGACGAUUUCCCGGGGGAUCCCAACCGGGGCCGGGUGCUCCCGCCCGCCCGCGUCGCGGUUCGCUGCGAUCCUUUCGUUGCCGGCUCCGCGCCGGUCACGCCAACGGUUGUCUAUUCGAACGCAUUGCUCCUCCUUCCGCCGGUUCCGGACCUCUCCAUGCCGUUCAAUGUCGUUUCCGUGGGGUCCUCGGUCUACGCCUAUUGCAUCGGUGCGAUCGUGACGCUUUUGGUGCGCAAGGCGCCCGACAAGAUCAAGUACAAGAUGUAUCCGGACAAGAAACCCGAGUCGAAACUGAUAAGAAUAAAGAACAAGUUGCGGGAAAAGAUCGGCAGGGCAAAGUCGAAAUUGCUGGGAGGCGCGAGCAGCACGGGGAGCGAAGCCGCGAAGGACGAGAGUGCGAAGUAAUGGCCUAUGCCGUGGGGAAAAU
Pseudo-nitzschia multistriata is the source of this 2089-nucleotide messenger RNA. The record is from the annotation of a GenBank genome assembly. Lineage: Eukaryota; Bacillariophyta; Bacillariophyceae; Bacillariales; Bacillariaceae.